AUGUCGGAGUCAAAGAAAGGAAAGCCCCGCACUGCAGAAGAAGCUGACAUAGCAGGACCAGAAGAUCAGAAUCCAAAGCAUCAAAGAAAAGAAGGAACCGCAAAGGAAGCUGAUCAGAAGAAGAAGAAAAAGGUGUCCACAGGAGGAGAGGAUACGAAGGAGGCUGAGAAGAAGGCAAAAGAAGACAAGGAAGCAAGGAAGGUUGACAAGAAGGAGAAGGCACCCAAAGAAGAUGAUGCAAAGGAGGCUGAGAAAAAGAAGAAGGUGGCCAAAGGAGGAGAGGAUUUGAAGGAGAUUGAGAAGAAGGCAAAAGAAGACAAGGAAGCAAAGGCGGCUGAGCAGAAGGAGAAGAAGACACCAAAAGAAGACGAUGCAAAGGAGGCUGCGAAGAAGAAGAAGGUGGCCAAAGGAGGAGAGAAUAUGAAGGAGGCUGAGAAGAAGGCAAACGAAGACAAGGAAGCAAAGGAGGCUGAGAAGAAGGAGAAGAAGGCACCAAAAGAAAACGAUUCAAAGGAGGCUGAGAAGAAGAAGAAAGUGGCCAAAGGAGGAGAGGAAUCGAAGAAGGCUGAGAAGAUGGCAAAAGAAAAGAAGGAAGCAAAGGAGGCUGACCAGAAGGAGAAGAAGACACCAAAAGAAGACGAUGCAAAGGAGGCUGCGAAGAAAAAGGUGCCCAAGGAAGGAAAGAAGGAUGAGGAGAAGCCAGAAAAGAAUAACAAAGGAGCAAGGAAGACUGUGGCACCAGAAAGCGAUGGGCCAAAGCAGAUGCGGGCCAAGGGUGAGGUCAAAGAAAAACGAAAGCCAGCAGGCAAAAGUGGGUCGUCGCCUGAAAAGAAAAGAUUCAGAGCGCUGAAUGAAGAAGAGGCUUCUGGAAGUGAAGCUGGGGCAGAGGUUAAGAAGACCAUGGUUCCCUAUGAGUCUAUCAAGACUAUGCCAAGCAUUGACCUCAUCAAGGCUUUGGCAGAUGUGUACCACACCUGCUACUAG
Durusdinium trenchii is the source of this 984-nucleotide messenger RNA. NCBI's taxonomy places the organism in Eukaryota, Dinophyceae, Suessiales, Symbiodiniaceae. The record is from the annotation of a GenBank genome assembly.